Molecule: messenger RNA, 1991 nt
Organism: Drosophila ficusphila
Lineage: Eukaryota; Metazoa; Arthropoda; Insecta; Diptera; Drosophilidae
Product: trichoplein keratin filament-binding protein
Exons: 2
Coding region: 201-1703 (500 amino acids)
Biological process (GO): apoptotic process
Cellular component (GO): keratin filament
Source: RefSeq, a predicted model, not a curated record
AUUCAAUGCUCUGAGUAGGCAGCACAUAAAAGCCAGAAAAAAAAACAGGAAAGGGAAAUGCCACUCGUACAGUAAACAUUCAGCUCUCUGAUCCUCCUGCAACUCAGACGUGGCGCAUAUCUACUCCACAGAGGCGGAAGGAGGAGGACUAACCCAGUAAACAGUAACCAGUACUCAGUGCAAAGGACCAAGGACCAAGGAUGUCGAGUCGCCUUACCCAGCAACACGCGGCGUAUGCGCAACGUGUGGAGCAGGAGAACAACCGGGUGCAGGCCACACAGGCGGUGAACAGCUACUACAGCCACUGGGGCAAGGUGACCUCGCGCUUCGAUAACUGGACCAACGAGAAGUACUACGAGAAGGCUGGCCAGCAGAUCCAAUCCCGUCGAGAAAAAGAGGAGAAGGAGGCGGCGCUAAAUGAUCGAAGGAAUAGACUUCGCCAGCUUCUGACCACCGAAUCGGAGGCCUAUGACAAUGAGCUGGAGCGAAGACGUCGUCCGCGGGAACCUGGCGGUGGUGACCUCCAAAUGCUGGGACGUGUCAAUCAAUCUCUUAAGGAGCAGGAGCAACUGCGUCGCAAACUGGAAAUGGAGGCCAAGCUGUACGGUCGCUGGCGACAUGGCGUCGAUGAUGAGAAGCUGCUCUAUCAAUCCAAGUCGGACAACGAAGUGCUGGCCAAACUGAAUUGGUUGGAUCGCCAGAUCGAAAAUCAGCAGCAGAAGGAGGAGCAACAGGCUCUGGCUGCCGAAAGGCAACUUCUGUUGCAGCAGGAGAUCAGUCGCACGGAACAGGCUCAAAAGGAACGUCAGCAAAUCAGGGAGCAGCAGUUAAGGGAACUUCGUGCCCUCCAGGAAUCCCACAUGUCGGAACUCCGAUUGCGGCAGCAAGAAGCUGAAAAACUGAAGGAGGAGGAGCAGCACUUCCAGCUUUUCCUGGGUGAACUCGACAAGGAGCGGGAGCUUCUCGAGGAGAGCAGUGCUCUCGUGCUCAAGCGUGUGGAUUCAGGACACGCCUUCAACCUCAAGAAGAUUAAGGUUUUCAUUCGACAGCGCAGUGAGGCCAGUCGCAAACAGAUUUCUCUGUGCAUCAAUAUGCUGCAGCGAAUGGCAAAGUACGUGGUUAAAACGGAGGAGCUGCAGGCUCUUCUGGAGAAGUACCGCACCCAGUUGGAGCACGAGGAACUGGCCUGUGCUCAGAUCGAAACCAUGUACGAAUCGGAGGCCAAGUACAAUCUGCAACGCUGCGAGGAAAACUGGCGGGAACAACACCUGCAGCGCUAUAAUGAGCUGAGCAAGUUCAUCGAUCAGGAGAAGGAUUGCCUGGGCCUAAUGCUCCAGGAGAAUGUCAGCCAGCAGCAGACCUUGGUGGAGUUGAGGAGCCAGCACUUGACGGGAAUCGAGCAGGCCAACAAGCAACUGGAGCAACUCAGCCAGGAGGAAGUGGAAGUCGCAUCUCAACCUACCACAAAUCUCAAGGCAGUGGAGUCAAAAUCUUCUGUUUCUGAGAGUUCGGUAGAGGAGAACCUUGUGCCCAAGGUGAGCGACUCCUUUUCGAAUCUCAACCUGGAUGUGUGGCAGGAUUUGCCACCGGCGCGCGGAGAAGAUGACCUGCAGCGCCUCAACAAAUCUCGCUCUUUAAAUGUGGUCACCUCGCAGACAGCGGUUCCUCCGAAGUUCGCUAGAAAACGUGUUGCCUGGACCUAACAUUACUCAACAACCAUAUAUCAUCGUCGUUCCAACUUAAAUUUGAAUGGUAUUAUUAGACAUAUUGCUAGUUUAAUCGAUGUUUAACUCUUUGUGUGACCCCCUCAUACUCGUACACUCCACACGCAACACACUCCGUGAAACACCCACCCAAUGCCACUCCAACCAAAUGCUUACCACUCCACUCUAACGAACACCACUCUGUGCACUUGUAGUUGAUAAGGCUGAUAGAUAGGCGCUCCCCCCGAGGUGGGGCAAUAAAUCACUCAAUUUGUGGGCCAGCAGGAA